ACCGGAAGGAGCAACGCCGAAGAAGAAAUAAAAGCAAAGGGUGUGAGAGAGAAGAGGCGGAGGAGAGGUGGAAAGCAAAGGCUCCGUCCGUCCACCACCCUCACCGUCUUCAUUUAUUGACGGAUUUCCGGUCUCCUCUUCCACCUACUUCUUCUUCUCAGGCUUCGGAUUUGAAGAUAUGAAUCCCUUGGAGAGAUCAAAGAAGAGAAUUCAUCUAUGGAAGAAGGCCAUGAUCCACUUCUCCCUCUGUUUCACUAUGGGGUUCUUCACGGGGCUUGCGCCGACGAGUACUUCCGACGUUUUUCCCGGUCGUCGAACCGGAGACUUCCGCGCCAGUAGGAUCAUAAUUCAAGGCCGAGGUCAGGCCACCGUUCGUCCAGAGAGGGCCGGGAACUUCAACCGAAGCUUGAUGGCCGACGCCAGUUCGGAGAUUCCGAACCGGAUCGAAUGGGAAUUGGCCGAGUUGGAGAACCAGGACGACGAACCGGAAGCGGCGCGAAGAUUGCUGAUAAUCGUGACGCCGACGGGCGUGGGCAAUCCUCUGCAGGCGGCGUACUUGAGAAGGUUGGGCCACACUCUGAAACUGGUUCCCCAUCCGCUGCUUUGGAUUGUGGUUCAACACCAGACCGACUCGCCCGAGACCGUGGAGAUACUCAGAGGAAGCGGGAUCAUGUACCGGCACAUCGUGUGCAGGGAGAACUUCACAACGCCGGCAGAAUCGGUCGAAUAUCAGAGGAAUCUCGCUCUCAACCACAUCGAACACCAUCGCCUCGACGGCAUCGUGCAUUUCGCCGACGCCUUCAACGUCUAUGACCUGCAAUUCUUUGAUGAAAUCAGAGAAACUGAGGUUUUUGGGACAUGGCCGGUGGGCAUGAUAUAUGCAAACAAGAAGAAAAUAGGGUUCGCCGGAGCGGUUUGCGACGGCGCGGCGCAGGUGGUAGGAUGGCAUGCAGAUGUGAAGAACACCAGCAACUACACUCCUAAUGAGUUCAUCAUAAACACAUCUGCAUUUGCAUUCAACAGCACCAUUCUCUGGGAUCCUGAAAGAUGGGGCCGUCCUUCUUCCACUCCCACUGCUCCUCAGGACUCGAUGAGCUUCAUCCGACGGCUGGUGUUCGAGGGCGAGGCGAGGAUUCGCGGUCUAGCAGAAGGGUGCACCAAGGUCAUGUUAUGGCGUCUUCGCCUGCAGCCCUUGUUGUCUGGUUCCGGUGUGAUAGCCCAAGCAUAGGCAACAGCCAUCAUAGCAAUAUCAUGAAGAGAUCGAGAUGUACAAUCCAAGUCGCUUUUUGUUCUUGCGACCAACAAAGUCACCCAAUUCCUUGUGGGUGUUCGGUCACUUAUUUUCGUGUUCUCAUUCCACAAAAUUAUCUUUUGGGGUUUUAGAAGAUACCACCUCUUGUUAUUGAGGGGAGCCCAAAUACCGGACGAAAAAUUGAUUCAUUAUUUCCGUUCCUCGUUACUCA
Messenger RNA from Nymphaea colorata (pocket water lily), 1463 nucleotides. RefSeq names its product beta-1,4-xylosyltransferase IRX9. The coding region runs from base 179 to 1228 and encodes 349 amino acids. Lineage: Eukaryota; Viridiplantae; Streptophyta; Magnoliopsida; Nymphaeales; Nymphaeaceae. The record is from RefSeq and is a predicted model, not a curated record. Gene Ontology annotation, molecular function: galactosylgalactosylxylosylprotein 3-beta-glucuronosyltransferase activity; xylosyltransferase activity. Gene Ontology annotation, biological process: plant-type secondary cell wall biogenesis; glucuronoxylan biosynthetic process. Gene Ontology annotation, cellular component: Golgi membrane. The transcript has 3 exons.